AUGAAAGAUACCCGGGCUGUAUGCCUGCUCUGCAGGUCUCUCGGCGCCGGCACAAAGCGACCUAUUCCUCCAACACCUCGAUGUAAUAUCACACAGCUACAGUGGAGGUCGCAUUCGGCACCGACACCGACACCGACAGCAUCAGCAUCGCAUACAGCCAGAACCACAGCUGGAGCUUCUGGUCUGCAUGAUGGAAGCAGGGGCGGCGCAGCUGCAGAGGCCUCCGCUACCAACCAGCACGCCCCACGCUUCAGGAGGUCACCUCAGUCCACUUCAACCGGCAACGGCAAUCUAGCCAUUUUCGAGAGCGUAGUGAGGGGUCAGCGUAGGCAUCAGGAUGACGAUGGUUCUGGCCGCAAGCCGGCUGAAGGCUCCGAGUCCACCCUCGACCUCAAGACAUACAAUAACGUUGCCAAGUUGAUGAGGAUGAUGGAGCGAUCCCAGCCAGGCCUCUCAGAAGCAUACGACUUUUUCAAGACCGAGAUAUAUCCAGGCAUCAAUGCCGCUAAAUACGUCCCCCGAGUUUUUGAGCCGGAGUUAAGGAGGCUUGUCCAAGGCAUCCUUACUGCCAUGAAGAAUGAUCCAACAUCAGAAAAACUUCCGUCUCUUGCCGACGUGACGCUGGUAGCUCUUCGCCUCGGCGUUUUGGAUAUCAAGACAUGGGCUCGCGCGAUGCAGGGCCGGCUGGAGUAUCUCUGCUUAACCAACGUCUCCCCAGAAGUAUCCCUGGAAGAGUAUCAAGAUGCCACGGGUCGCAUCAAGAUGUUCUUUGACGACGUCGCGCAAUCAUGGAAGCUUGUCAGCCUUCCUCACCAUGUCAUUAUGGAUCUGGACGCAAACACUCCCCUGGCUGACGUCGACUUCCGCCUGCCCGAAGGACAGCACCCAAGAGGGGAAUCGUCGCUGUACUAUUCAUUAUCUAAACUGCUCCAUGCGUAUGCGCCCCUGCAGCUGCGCCCGGUAAUACCGCUGCUGGUCGUGACGUGGGCUUUGUUUAAUGAUUCUGGCCGGUGCCUGCCUGGCAACCGGGCGGCCGCGUCACAUUUUCUUGCCUCGAUUACGGGCCUUGUUGUCCGAUCCAAGGAUUCCAACAUAAGCCCAGAAAAGCUGAUGCAAAUCCCAGGCAAGCUAAUCCCGUACGUCCGCCAUCGCUGGACUGUGAUGCACAAGCAGCUGAGAGAGUGGAACGAUCCCAAGCAAUCGUAUUUGAAACACCCAACCCUGAUCAGGAAGCUUGACGUGACCGGGUCCGGCAGGAAACACUUCCUCGAGGUGAAGAAGAGCCUCAACAAAGCCCUUUCAGGCAAGAACAGCGCCAUGCUGGAGAGGGCUUGGCUGGACUUUUUUGGUCACGAGUCACCACCUUCUCAGAAGACUAUUGACGAUCUGCAGAAAUUUCCUAGCAUAUGGAACCAGUUCAUCAUGGCCUUCAACGCACUCAGGAGGCCUCAGAGGGCCAUCGAGGUCUGGAACAUCAUGACCCAGAUCGGCCUGAAACCCACUAUCAAGACUUAUACCGCCAUGAUGGAAGGCUGCGGUCGAGCUCGUAACGCCUCAGCUUUGGAGAAUAUAUGGGAUCAGAUUGUGGAAUUGGGGGUACCCUUGGACACACACGCCUGGACCGUCCGCAUUUCCGGUCUGAUCGAGUCUGGUAAGCCAGACGCUGGGUUGUCAGCCCUGGAUGAGAUGGCAAGGAUCUGGAACAAGAAACAAGCCUUGGGCGAAUCCUCGGCUCAAGCUGUCCCGCCAUCUAUAGUGCCAGUCAAUGCUGCACUCUUUGGAAUUUUACGCAUCAACGGAGUACCGGCGGCAAUGAAGAUCCUGCAUUGGGCUGAAAGGCACAAUAUUGAGCCUGAUGUCAUCACAUACAAUACCUUAUUGCAGACCAUGAUCCGGAGGGCGCCGGAGCAGGUCGACGCUGUGCUUGAGAUGAUGAAUGAUCAGGGUGUGGAGCCGGAUGAGGGCACUCAAACGAUUCUUAUCGAGGGAAUGGGUCCCUUUUUGAGGAAUGCUGGCCCAGAGGAGAAGCUCGAGGCGGUGAAGCGCAUCAUUGCCAUGGUCACUGGCAACGACCCCAAGAAAAUUAACCCCUCGGCCUAUGCAAAGCUCAUGUUCGAGCUUCUGAAGGAGAAUGAGAGCCAAGCUGGCAUUGACGUUGCUGUCAACCACAUCAUGCAGGAGCUGUGGAAGCGCAGGCUCGAGCCGACGACACACAUGUACACCAUUCUCGUGGAGCACUACCUCCACCGCAGCCCGCCGGCUCUGGAGGCGGCGCGCAAGCUUAUUGAAGCCCACGACUUGUUCAACAAGCCACACAUCGACCAUGUAUUUUGGGAGCGCGCCAUCAGCGGAUUCAUGGGUGCUGGGGACAUUGAGAGUGCUUUCGACUUGUUUGAACGCUCCAAGAACGGCAACAUGACCAUGCGGCUGUACGAGCACCUGUUGCGCGCCCUUGUCGCCAAUGGCAAGGCUCAGGAAGCUGCACGACUGGUAAAGGCCGUCGACGAGAUGAAGUCGUCGACUGAUGAAGAAACAGAGUCACGCUUUCGACUUCACCCUUUCUGGGAUGUCGCCAGACAGUAUGGGCUAUCUGGAUGA
Pyricularia pennisetigena is the source of this 2598-nucleotide messenger RNA. RefSeq lists its product as uncharacterized. The record is from RefSeq and is a predicted model, not a curated record. Bases 1 to 2598 code for a protein of 865 amino acids. The transcript has a single exon. Gene Ontology annotation, molecular function: protein binding. Lineage: Eukaryota; Fungi; Ascomycota; Sordariomycetes; Magnaporthales; Pyriculariaceae.